Messenger RNA from Sinocyclocheilus grahami, 966 nucleotides. Its product is annotated as olfactory receptor 1468-like. The transcript has 2 exons. Gene Ontology annotation, molecular function: olfactory receptor activity; odorant binding; G protein-coupled receptor activity. The coding region runs from base 1 to 966 and encodes 321 amino acids. Gene Ontology annotation, biological process: detection of chemical stimulus involved in sensory perception of smell; G protein-coupled receptor signaling pathway. The record is from RefSeq and is a predicted model, not a curated record. NCBI's taxonomy places the organism in Eukaryota, Metazoa, Chordata, Actinopteri, Cypriniformes, Cyprinidae. Gene Ontology annotation, cellular component: membrane.
AUGCCAACAGAGAACAUGGUGCAACCAUCACUGGAGAAUGAGACCAGUGUCUUAGUAUUUACACUCUCAGGUCUUAAUGAAACAAUGGAAAACAGAUUUGUGUUUUUUUCUUUCACUGCCCUGUUUUAUCCUCUUAUGGUGUUUUGUAAUGUAACUGUAAUUUUCACUAUAAUCUCAUAUAAGAAGCUUCACGAGCCGAUGUAUAUGUUUAUAUGCAAUUUGUGUAUAAAUGCACUUUAUGGCACUGCUGGAUUCUACCCUAAAUUCAUGUAUGAUUUAUUAGCUGAAGAUCAUGUGAUUUCUUAUUCUGGAUGUAUGAUUCAGAUAUUUGUCAUUUAUUCAUUUGCCCUGUGUGAAAUUUCAACAUUAACGGUAAUGGCAUAUGACAGGUAUGUGGCAAUAUGCAGACCACUGGAGUAUCAUUCAGUAAUGACAAAUCAGAAGGUUCUUGAAUGGAUCCUUUUAUGCUGGCUGGCCCCCAUUUUUUUCAUCUCUGUUCUAAUUGUAUUAACAGCUAGACUCACUUUAUGCGGCUCUACUAUUGAAAAGUUAUAUUGUGAGAUUUGGGCAGUUGCAAAACUUUCUUGUUUUUCUACAACAGUAAAUAAUGUGUUUGGGUACACUGUUAUUCUUGUAUACAUCGGCCAUGGUGUAUUGAUAUAUUUCUCCUAUUUUCAGUUGAUACAAAACUGCAUUAAGUCAAUAGAGGGCAGGCGCAAAUUUAUACAAACAUGUAUUCCACAUUUGCUUUCACUGAUCAACGUGACUAUUGCAUUUUUGUUUGAUGUACUGUACAGUCGUUAUGGCUCAAAGAAUCUGCCACAAGGUGUGCGUAAUUUUAUGGCCCUGGAAUUCCUACUCAUACCACCCAUUUUAAAUCCUCUUAUUUAUGGAUUAAAUCUGACAACAGUACGCCAGCAAGUUAUUCGACUGUUUUUCAAGAAAAAAGUAGGAAUAUCUAAGUGA